AGCCCGGCGGGCGAGCGGAGGCGGCGGCGGCGAAAGCAGUGCGGAGGCGGCGACGGCGCGGACGGCGGCCACAGCUGGAGUCCGAGCUCCCCGCGCCCACCAUGGCCGCCCAGGGCGAGCCCUGCUACCUGGCGGCUCAGUCGGACCCGGGCUCCAACAGUGAGCGCAGCACCGAUUCGCCCAUGCCGGGCUCCGAGGACGAUCUGGUGGCCGGCGCGCCCCUGCACAGCCCCGAGUGGAGCGAGGAGCGCUUCCGCGUGGACAGGAAGAAACUUGAGGCCAUGUUACAAGCUGCUGCUGAAGGAAAGGGCAGAAGUGGGGAAGACUUUUUUCAGAAGAUCAUGGAAGAGACAAACACGCAGAUUGCUUGGCCAUCAAAACUGAAGAUUGGAGCCAAAUCCAAGAAAGAUCCCCAUAUAAAGGUUUCUGGAAAGAAAGAAGAUGUGAAAGAAGCCAAGGAAAUGAUCAUGUCUGUCCUAGACACAAAAAGCAAUCGGGUCACGUUGAAGAUGGAUGUUUCCCAUACAGAACAUUCACAUGUGAUCGGCAAGGGUGGCAACAACAUUAAAAAAGUAAUGGAAGAAACAGGAUGCCACAUCCACUUUCCAGAUUCCAACAGAAAUAACCAAGCAGAAAAAAGCAACCAGGUAUCUAUAGCAGGACAACCGGCAGGCGUAGAAUCUGCCCGAGUUAGAAUUCGGGAGCUGCUUCCUUUGGUGCUGAUGUUUGAGUUACCAAUUGCUGGAAUUCUUCAGCCAGUUCCUGAUCCCAAUUCCCCCUCUAUCCAGCACAUAUCACAGACAUACAACAUUUCAGUAUCGUUUAAACAACGUUCCCGAAUGUAUGGUGCUACUGUCAUAGUGCGAGGGUCUCAGAAUAACACUAGUGCUGUGAAGGAAGGAACGGCCAUGCUCUUAGAACACCUUGCCGGGAGCUUGGCAUCUGCCAUUCCCGUGAGCACACAGCUGGAUAUCGCAGCUCAGCAUCAUCUCUUUAUGAUGGGUCGAAAUGGGAGCAACAUCAAACAUAUCAUGCAGAGAACGGGUGCUCAGAUCCACUUUCCUGAUCCCAGUAAUCCACAGAAGAAAUCCACCGUCUACCUCCAGGGCACCAUUGAGUCUGUCUGUCUUGCAAGGCAGUAUCUCAUGGGUUGUCUUCCUCUUGUAUUGAUGUUUGACAUGAAGGAAGAAAUUGAAGUAGACCCCCAGUUCAUUGCUCAGUUGAUGGAACAGCUUGAUGUCUUCAUCAGUAUUAAACCAAAGCCAAAGCAGCCAAGCAAGUCUGUGAUUGUGAAAAGUGUUGAGCGAAAUGCCUUAAAUAUGUAUGAAGCACGGAAGUGUCUCCUCGGACUUGAAAGCAGUGGGGUUACCAUAGCAACCAGUCCGUCCUCAGCGUCGUGCCCUGCCGGCCUGGCGUGUCCCAGCCUGGAUAUCUUAGCUUCAGCAGGCCUUGGACUCACUGGACUAGGUCUCUUGGGUCCCACUACCUUAUCUUUAAACACAUCAGCAGCUCCAAAUUCACUCUUGAAUGCGCUGAACAGCUCGGUCAGUCCUUUGCAAAGUCCAAGUUCUGGCACCCCCAGCCCCACAUUAUGGGCCCCUCCGCUUGCUAAUACUUCAAGUGCCACAGGCUUUUCUGCCAUACCACACCUUAUGAUUCCAUCUACUGCCCAAGCCACACUAACCAAUAUUUUGCUGUCUGGAGUACCCACCUAUGGGCACACAGCUCCGUCUCCCCCACCUGGCUUGACUCCUGUCGAUGUCCAUAUCAGCAGCAUGCAGAAUGAAGGCAAAAAAAUCUCCGCUUCUUUAAAUGGACAUGCACAGUCUCUGAAUAUAAAAUAUGGUGCAAUAGCGACUUCAUCACUCGGAGAAAAAGUGCUCAGUGCAAACCACAGUGACCCAUCAAUGCAGACAACUGGAUCUGAGCAAGCUUCCACCCAGUCAAAUCCUGCAGAAGGUUGUAAUGAUGCCUUUGUUGAAGUUGGCAUGCCUCGAAGUCCCUCUCAUUCUGGGAAUGCUGGAGACUUGAAGCAGAUGAUGGGUCACUCCAAGGUUUCCUGUGCCAAGAGGCAGACAGUAGAACUCCUGCAGGGCACCAAAAAUUCACACUUGCACAGCACAGACAGGUUGCUCUCAGACCCAGAACUGAGCGCUGCAGAAAGCCCUCUGGCUGACAAGAAGGCUCCUGGGAGUGAGCGUGCCGCUGAGAGGGCUGCUGCCGCCCAGCACAACUCGGACAGGGCCCGCCUUGCCCCACGGCCAGCGUACAUCAACAUGCAGGCCUUUGACUACGAACAGAAGAAGUUGCUUGCAACCAAAGCAAUGUUAAAGAAACCAGUUGUGACAGAGGUCAGAACGCCCACCAAUACUUGGAGUGGCCUGGGAUUUUCGAAAUCUAUGCCAGCUGAGACUAUCAAGGAGCUGAGAAGAGCUAACCACGUGUCCUAUAAACCCACAAUGACAACCACUUACGAGGGCUCCUCAAUGUCUCUGUCACGGUCCAGCAGUCGAGAGCACUUGGGAAGUGGAAGCGAAUCGGACAACUGGAGAGACCGAAAUGGAGUAGGACCUGCAAGUCAUAGUGAAUUUGCAGCCUCUAUCGGCAGCCCCAAGCGCAAACAAAACAAAUCAACGGAGCACUAUCUCAGCAGUAGCAAUUACAUGGACUGCAUCUCCUCGCUGACGGGAAGCAACGGCUGUAACCUCAACAGCUCUUUCAAAGGCUCUGACCUGCCGGAGCUCUUCAGCAAGCUGGGCCUGGGAAAGUACACAGAUGUCUUCCAGCAGCAAGAGAUCGAUCUUCAGACAUUUCUCACUCUCACAGAUCAGGAUCUUAAAGAGCUGGGGAUUACCACUUUUGGUGCCAGAAGGAAAAUGCUGCUUGCAAUCUCAGAACUAAAUAAAAACCGAAGAAAGCUUUUUGAACCACCAAAUGCACGCACCUCUUUCCUGGAAGGUGGAGCGAGUGGGAGGCUACCCCGUCAGUACCACUCAGAUGCUGCCAGUGUCAGUGGCCGCUGGUAGCAGGACCCUCUGGGCACGCGUCCGUCACCUAACUGUAAAAUUGGACAUGCGAGAUCUGGGAGCAGCCUUCACCGCACAGCACCCCCAGCACUUAGGGUGUCUCGUGUCAGGACCAAAGCAUCGUAUUCACACCUGUACUUUGCGGCAGACAUUAAGAGAGACACUGUUCUUAUGCUGUCAUACAGAACUCCAAGUGUGGAUGACUUUUUAUAACUGACAGCUGGACAGAAUAUGCAAUAUGGGAAAGGCUUUAUCUCUUGUUUUUAUUUACGUAUAUAAUAUAUGCACUGAUUUUUUUUUUUUUUUACUUACAAUGAAGGAAAAAUUGACAUCUGGGAUGCCAGGAAACUUAGAAGUUAUUUGUUUGCUCGUUUGGUUUUGGUAUUUCGGGGUUUAAAAAAUCACAAUGGGACUUUCUGGUACUGCUUUAAAUAAUUAUUGAGGUAUCUCAGCACUUUACACAGUUCUGAUUUCUUUGUCCUGUGGAAAUUCUCUUUUUCUCCCUCUCAUUUUUAUGUCACCUGAUGUAUUGGUACAGAUCAGAUUUAGUUAUUUUUCUGGCUGCAUCAAAUUUUUAUUUGAAAUGGUACUGGACACUAGUUUCUUUGCAGAAUAUUCUGUGCCUUUGGGAAAUGUGAGUCCACUGGAUUCUGGACCAAUUUAUUCAUUUAUGUCAGUAUCCUAGGAACACUUAGCAAUGAACCUAGUUCAUGGUAACAGGUGCAAAGAGAGACCAAAUGGAUUUUGCAAUAUUAACCCUUUGCAGUCAUCGUAUUUAGCUGCUGCCUGUAUUGCUAAAAUGAUUUUAGUGGUUGUCUCAAAGCAAAGGGCUUUUUUUAAAAGUGUAUACUGCCAUUGAAGGACAUUAUUUAUAUCAAACUUUUAUUUUUAGAUAUUAUAAACAUACAGUACAUAAUUGAUGAAAUUGAUAUUUACUAGAGAUUUAUGGUAGAGAAUGAAAAGCAUUCAAUAACUGGAGCCCUAGAUUGUCACUUUAUUUAAAAGGCCAAUAAUCAUCUGACAAGACAGCACUGUUGCCAUUAUAAAGAGAGAGAUUGUAGUUCAUAGCAGGCACACAUUGGCCGUGCUCCGUGUGGUCACCGGGCUUACCCCAAACCAAAUCAGUCUGCUUGAGGGAGACAUGUGUCAGGCCUGGAAAGGCUUCACAUCUCGAGUCACAGUUCGUCAAGGUAACUGAGUUUUGAAUGGGGGAAUAAAAAGACUGUUUUGAAAUGGCUAGAUUCGUUGUUAAAAUCUCAAACUGUGAAAGUCCAAGAAACUGGGCAAAGUUGUUGCCUGGAUCUUUUCAGACAUCUUCCUGUGCAUUUAUGGAGUUUUUAGUCCAUGAAAGAAGAAAAAAAUCACUGAAGUGCCUUUCUUCAUUCAAAGCAAUAUUAUUUCUAAGUAUGUUAAUGUUCUGGAAAACUUUGCCAUAGGAAAUGUCAGUGAUCGGUACUGUAGUGACUUAUGUCCAACAUUUAAGGCUUGCUACAUGAACAUAAACCACUGUCCCUUGUUCUAAGCCAGAGGCAGUAGACAAGUAUACACAAUUGGGGACUUUCAUCUAAAUGUAGGAUGAGAAAUAUUUGCUGAUGUUUUUCUAUGGCUCAAUCUUGUCAUUAAAGUAAGAGCAUGAAUUGAAGCGAGAUCUUGCAUGCUGCAGAAUUUUCCCUUCACAAAAUAGUAUUGGUGACCUUCACCUCCAUAGACAGUGAGCCUGAGCUAGAACCGGCACUAUGGGGCUUGUCCAUCCCUGCGCUCACCGUUGGGUGCUGAAGGAUGCAGGUCUACUGCAGCGACUCACCCUGUGCACAUACAUCUCGAGGAUCAUGUGGCACUCCCCCGGUUUUUUUUUUUUAUUUUAGAAAUGUGUCAUGCUUACCUCCUAGCACAGGUGACAAUUCCAGACUUGUUUCCUGUUCAACUACUCAGUGCUUUGGUCUUUCUUAAUAAGACCUUCAUAAUAGAAACGUGAAACGGUUGGAACCCUUGACCCGACACUCUACCUUGUAUGUGUGUCUGGAGCAGGAGGAAUGUUUCUGCAGUGUUAAGUUGGCAGAGGUUUUAGGAACAGUGCUUUGAUUUCAUGCCAAAGAGAAAACUGUCCCACUUAAAUUAAAUGGGGUGGCUAAAAAGAAAGAACAAAACACUGGAAGUUAUUGUUCCCACUUUCUCUCGAUGCAAUGAAGGGAAUGACACUAUAGCACAUGGAUUAUUGGUGUCAUGAUGCACAGUGAUGCACAGAAUAUUUGGAUUGUUUGAAUAAUGUUGACUUUUAAUCAAUCUGCGCCUUAAUAGUGACUGUAAAUAUCGAACAGAUACAGAUUGUAUUUUUGUGUGGGUUUUUGUCCUUUUAGUGACUUUUUAAAAAUGAGAGAUGGGAUUAACAUUGAAAUGGGAAUUUUCUAAACUAAUCGAUUGUUACAUGAAGAAUAAAUUUAUAUAACCCCUUUGUAUCGCU
This is a messenger RNA of Ochotona curzoniae (black-lipped pika), 5487 nucleotides long. RefSeq names its product BicC family RNA binding protein 1 (gene BICC1). Gene Ontology annotation, molecular function: protein binding; RNA binding. Lineage: Eukaryota; Metazoa; Chordata; Mammalia; Lagomorpha; Ochotonidae. The transcript has 21 exons. The record is from RefSeq and is a predicted model, not a curated record. Gene Ontology annotation, cellular component: cytoplasm. The coding region runs from base 102 to 3026 and encodes 974 amino acids.